CUAGGCAUAUUGUGAGAUGGCAUUUUUCUUCACCUCCAUUCUUGCUGACCUCUCCCUGGGCGUGGCAGCAUGCUUCGCUCUGCUGUACUUCUACAUGACACGUAAAUACAAUUGUUGGAAGGAGAGGGGCAUCCACUACAUGAAGCCGGCUCCGUUCGUCGGGAACAUGUGGCCCGUGUUCCUGCAGAAGCAUAGCAUCGGCUCUUACCUGCGUCAUGUGUACGAGGAGGCACCGGAUGAGCCUUACGUCGGGAUAUUCGCCCUGGAAAAGCCCAUCCUCGUGAUCCGCGACCUAGACCUCGUGCGAUGUGUCUUGGUGAAGGACGCCCAAGUCUUCCUGGACAGGACCUUCGCCCCGCAGGAAGAACAGGAUCCCUUGAUAGCUAAGAGCCUGUUCGGAAUGAAGGGAAAGAAGUGGCGGCACCUUAGGGUCAAGCUCUCACCAACCUUCACCUCCGGAAAGAUGAGGAAGAUGUUCUACUUGGUCGACGAAUGCGGGUGCCAGCUGCUGGAGUUAAUCAGUCAGGAGAUAUCGACAGGAAGGCCGGUGUCGGUGAAGGAGACGAUGGCCAGGUACUCGACCGACGUCAUCGCGUCGUGCGCCUUCGGCGUGGACGCUCAAGCGCUGAAGGACGGUCAGUGCGAGUUCCGCUCCGUCAUGCGGCGCGUGAUGGAGCAGACCUUCCUGCAGAACUUGGCCCUCAACCUGGCCUUCCUCGCGCCCUCCGUGGCGCGCGCCCUCAAGAUGACCACAAUGGACCACAGCAUCCUGGAUUUCGUGCGCAGGACGCUGUGGGACGUGGUCGACCACCGCAGGAGGAACGGCGUGGUGCACAAGGACUUCGUGGAUCUGCUGAUGCAGAUCAAGGAUGGGAACGAGAUCCGUGCAGAGGACAGCAAGGAUGUGGAGGAGAUAAAGGAGGACAACGACCUCACGAACAUCGGGUACAAGAACAAAACCGAGGAGGAGAACAUGAAACUGGAUGGAGAUGACUUUGUAGCACAGGCCUUCAUUUUUCUUGCUGCUGGUUUUGAAACGUCUUCAACUGUGCUGAACUUCACGCUAUAUGAGCUUGCUUUGAACCCGUACAUCCAGGACAGACUGCGACAGGAGAUCGUCUCUGUGCUGGACAAGUAUGAGGGCAAGGUGUCGUACGACUGUUUCAAGGAGAUGAGCUACCUGGACAUGGUGAUAGCAGAAUCUAUGAGAAAGUAUCCAACACUUCCCUUCUUGGAACGGAAGAGCUCUACUGAAUACAAGGUUUCUGGCACCAACUUCACCAUACCCAAGGAAACCACCGUGAUGAUUCCAGUGUGGGCCAUUCACAAUGACCCCAAUCUGUACCCGUUACCAGACAAGUUUGAACCUGAAAGAUUCACUCCUGAAAACAAGGAAAAAAUACAUCACUUUGCGCAUCUGCCUUUCGGAGAAGGUCCGAGAAUAUGCAUAGGCAUGCGGUUCGGCCAGAUGCAAGUGAAGACCGCCCUGGUCCACGUGCUGUCCAGCUUCCAAGUGAGGCCUUGCUCGACCACGCCCAAGCCACCGCUGGUCAUGAAGAACUUCGGCGGCACCCUAAUUCCCAGGGAUGACAUACUGCUCACGUUCACCCGGGUCGCGAACUGAAGACUUUCGCUUCCGCUUUCUCGUAUCCUUCCCAUUCCCGCAUUGGCCAAUCCGCAGUAGCGGGCCUAGUAAUGGCGGGGUCUUUGGUUUUUUUUUUUUUUUUUACUUUUGUGGAGGGCCCCCCUGGAAAAUUUGAAAAAUUAACUCUUUGAAACUAAAUUUUAAGUCGCAUGGAACUUAAACUUGAUGUAAGCUUUUGGACAUACGCUAUUGCUAAACUUAAACUUCGACGUUGGUUUUGCUAAUUCAUCUUAAGAAAUUUUAAUUUUUUCCUGGUAAAUUAUCCUUGGGUGAGUUUUGUAAAUGCUUAAAAGCAAAUUCCGGUGGAACUGCGUAAUUAUACGUGACAAUAAACACUUCACAAGUUUUUCUAAUACGAAAUCAUGAAUUUAAAUAUAUAUUGACCAGCAUCUUAGUUCACGUACUAAAAAAAAUUAAUUUUCCUUUUGCCAUUAAUGUCCAUAUUUUGGCAGGACACUAGAUACACAAGCACAAUAAAAAUGUGUACGUGGAAUCCACCGGCAGCCAAAGUGAAACUUCUUGCUUCGUAGGUAUAAAUAUAGAUACUUUUUUUUAUUGAACAAAAGAUAAUGAUUGAGAAUAGUUUUAUUCUUAAAUACCAAUAAAACUGUUUGAACUUAAAAAUAUGCCUCUUUUUAAAGUAAAGAAAAAUAUUAGCCUGUUCCCGAAUACAUUCUUAAAGAACAGUUUAGCCUAAAAAAAAAACCUUGAAAAGUGCAUCUUUAAGUGUGGCAGCCAUUUUGUUGACCUUCUGAAUAGCUGCAACGAUCCUUACAAAAUAGCCUAAGCGACUUUUCGUGAAAGAAUGAGUCACUCGCAUCCUUUCAUGCACCUUGUGGCCUUUGAGGGGUUUGUGGCGCUAUCUUUGAGUAAAAAAAAAAAAAAAAAAGAAAGACACAGUUUGGGGCCACGCCGUAGAUUUUUCGUGAAAAACAUCGGGUUAAAAUUAUAACAAGUUUUUUGUAUUAAAUAUGAAAUUUAAUUAUCAAUCGUAACAAUCACGCAUGCGCCUACACUGGUCACAGGUUAAACAAAUACUGCUCGACAAACACGUACAGACAUGAUCUAUCCGUUGUGGGCU
Bacillus rossius redtenbacheri is the source of this 2726-nucleotide messenger RNA. Its product is annotated as cytochrome P450 6j1-like. The transcript is spliced from 5 exons. The record is from RefSeq and is a predicted model, not a curated record. Lineage: Eukaryota; Metazoa; Arthropoda; Insecta; Phasmatodea; Bacillidae. The coding region runs from base 17 to 1624 and encodes 535 amino acids. Gene Ontology annotation, molecular function: oxidoreductase activity, acting on paired donors, with incorporation or reduction of molecular oxygen; iron ion binding; heme binding.